AUGAAGCUAGAUCAAAUUAGAGUUUAUUAUUGCAAUGCAACAAGUGAUGGUGGUUUUAUUUAUCUAAGAUUGGUUGAUUCAAGUACAUCAAAGACCGUGGUUUAAAUCUCAAACUCAAAGUAAAUAUCUAGAAACUAAGCAAAAACUGGAGGAUUUAUUUUCUUAUCGAAUCCCUUUGCAGAACUCUACUUUUCAAAUAUUGAAAUUCAAGAUGCUAUUUCUUGCUUAAAAUUCUAUUACUUUCAACAUCUCAAAUUCAGUUUUCUAAUGCAAAACAUAUAACCCCUUAAAAAACAAAACAUUCCAAACAAUAGAUCAAGUAUUUACGGCAUUAACUGA
Molecule: messenger RNA, 339 nt
Organism: Stylonychia lemnae
Lineage: Eukaryota; Ciliophora; Spirotrichea; Sporadotrichida; Oxytrichidae
Source: the annotation of a GenBank genome assembly